Molecule: messenger RNA, 441 nt
Organism: Stylonychia lemnae
Lineage: Eukaryota; Ciliophora; Spirotrichea; Sporadotrichida; Oxytrichidae
Source: the annotation of a GenBank genome assembly
AUGAAGAAUGAAAACAUAUUAAAAGAAAUAACUCAAGAUGUUGAUAAGUACACCAAGUUCAUUGCAGGUUAUGGUACAUGCUUCAACAUGUUUUAAAACAAUUUGAUUGUACUUGAAAUUAUUGUCAAAUAGCUUUCACUAAAUGACAAGCAAGCAUUACCUAUCUUAAUUACUCCAAAUAUGCUUGGCUAGCCAUCACCACUAGAUUUCUCAAUUAAAAAUAGGCAGUAAAGAAUAAUCAAUUUAAUUCUAUCAAUCAUUCUCAAAUAUUAGGAUCAUUUAAUUUUCAACUAACUGGUUGAUAAGAAUUUAUGUGAAUUACUUAAACAAUAGAUAGAUUUGGUAUCAAUCUUGAUCACCCAAGAGAUGUUCAUAAAAAAUACGAAGAAUUAUUUGGUCAGAAGUUAGAAGUAUUAUCUUAUGAAGAAGAUGAUUCAUUGA